This is a messenger RNA of Paramuricea clavata, 655 nucleotides long. The record is from the annotation of a GenBank genome assembly. Lineage: Eukaryota; Metazoa; Cnidaria; Anthozoa; Malacalcyonacea; Plexauridae.
AUGAAGGAGAUUAAACUUGCAGUACCACUGACUGUACAGUAUGUACCUGCAUGUACCAUAUACAGUAUCAUGUAAAUUAGUGCAAAGCUGAAUGUUGCAAUAUAUUUCAUAUAAUUAUAUUUUAUUCAGUUUUGCACUAAUUUACAUUUAAUCUCCUUCAUUGUUAUUAUUGCAACAUUUUUAUUCUAUAUAAUAUUCAUUAUGUUUUUGUAAUUACAGACACUUGAGAGACAAAUAUGGAGACUUUGAACAACUAGAUAAUGAAGUUCAGGAUGACAACUGCAUCUUGCCAAAGUCUGACUAUAAAUUUAACUAUCAUCAGUCAAAGCUCAUGUUUGGCUUGCUGUUAAGAGAUUUUAAUGAUACUAUCAGAGAAGGGGAUGGUGAACACCUAUUUGUUUUAUAUAAGCUUGCUCUGUUGCUCUAUCACAGUGAAAAACACACAAAAUAUGCCUAUUUUGUCCUGCUUCACCUUCUAAAGAUUGUUGCUAUACUCCCAGAAUUUGAUGCCCAUAGAUGGAAAUGGAACAGGUUUUACAAUAAGUAUGGUGGUAAAGGUAACAAUAUUUCAUUGGACCUUAAGAAAGAGCAACAAAACAAGGUUCUCAAGACCUUCUGGAGAGCCCUUGGUGGCUCAUGCAUUAGAGCCUCUUGA